GACUAUCCUUUGACUUCUGGAAACUAACUGAGUGUACAGUCCAAAAGGGAGCUAAUCCACUUACAGGAUGUCCUGCUACAGCCAUUGGACAGAAUUUUGAAUGCUGUAUGCCGCUGAAGUUCCGAUCUGGAAAUAGGAAUGUUAAUGUUAAGUUUACUGUUUCUGCCUGUGAUGAGGUACAGUACAGUGUGGAGAGGAAACAAUGGACUAAAUCUGGAUUGUCUGUCAUUUCUGGCAACCAAGUAUCAGAGGACUUAGGCCAAUCAUUCCAGCUUAAUUAUACCCUUACAGAUGCCUCUGGAUCUGUUAGAGUUAUCAUGUCUCUACAAGCAUGCUACCUAGCUCAACAGCAACCAUGUGAUAUAUAUGAACUGACCCCUAAAGCUAGUGUAACCAUUAAUAAGCCAUCAUGUUCUGGUAGGAGAAGGAAAAGAAGGGAGGCUACUGAACCAAGUCCUACCAACUUCCAUGAAGGAAUGAGAAUUCUAACAGAGAGAAAGGCGUCUAAUGAAGAAAUGGAAGCCUAUAUUGGCAAAGUUCAACAACACGAGCAUGAAGAAAAGCUGAUGAAUUUAGAAGGUGUUGAAAUUUCACCUGGUGAUACUAAAAUAGGACCAAAGUCUGCUCUGAAGGCAUUAGGGAAGAAUAACCCAGCAGCCAUAGUAACUACGGGAGAAGUGGCUGCCCCAACACCUGUGGAAGGGGGCUCAGAGAUAGCUAAUAUGAUGGGUGUUACUGGGGACAUAAAAGGAAGAACAAAACAGGCGUUUGUUGUGGGGAGUGGUUUGACCAAUGUUGGUAUCAAGUUACUGGGAGAGAAAGUGGCCAACAUGACCAUUGGUGACCUGGGUACUAUGUUUGAUAUGAAAAACAUUGAUCCAGUUCUUAUAUACAAACUUGGAUUGCAACUAAAAGAUUUGGCAAGAGCUUUGCUGUCUGAGUUCAUUGACCAUAUAAUGAAUGGGCAGAUAAUGAACAUACUUCAAUCCUUUGAUGUUCCAAUGAAAGGAGAUUUUAGUUUUCCUAAACAGCAUGCCACCUUCUUCGAAGUCCACCAGACCUAUGUUCUUGGCGGCUUUAUAAUAAUGACGUUUGAGUUUGGUGCUGGUGCUUAUUAUGGGAUGAAGUUUGAGAUAGGGGCCAAGUUAAUGGAUAUGAAAGCUUAUGCUACGAUAGUUCCCUAUGGUGGUGUAGAGGUUUGGGGAGAGUUGGGUAUAGGCUUCCUAUUGUAUGGCAAACUUAGAUUGGAAGGCAGAAUUAUGGAUCUGAGAUUUCCAACGACAGCUGAAAUUGGUUUCAACAAAUUUCCACUUGAUGUUGGAAUGUCGAUGUACUUGGAGCUGACACCAAUAGAGAUAAGGCUGCUUGGACUGGUGACACUCGAAAUCAAUUUACUGUUUGUAUCGUUUAAGAAAGUGUUGUAUCAGCAUAAAAUCUGGGGUUACAAAGCUCCUACCAUCAGAGCCAAAAUAGUGGACACGUUUAAAAAAGAAGUCGACAAGUCUGCUCCAGAAAUAGACUCCUUUGUUGAUAAAGUAACUUCUGAAAGGAAAAAGAGAGGAGCUGCACCAUGCCAAGUUAGACAGUUACCAGGCCUAGACUUUACUGAGCCUCGUUUUGAGAUAGCUGUAAGGGCAGCAGACGACAGAUGUCAGGUCAAAUUAUUUCUCAAUGUGGGAACUGUUCCUGGAGGUCAUGAUGUCCUUCAUGAGAAAGAACUGGGAGGCCCAUCUACAAUAGUAAAGGAGAGAUUAAAAACAUCCGGAGUUCCUCUUUAUUUCACUAUGAUUGCUGAAAAUGACUCGGGUCAGAGGUCAAGGGCAAGCUGUUACUUAGCAACAUAUGAUGUUACCUUGCCUGGAGGUCGUUUCCAAGAGGAAUACAUUACUUCUAGUAAUCCAUCUGUAAUGAGAGCAUCAAUUACAGUGUAUGAAGACUCAGACCUUCAACAGUCCAUGGUUGGUGUGGGAUUUGGCAAGGAUAUCUAUGGAGAUCAAGUUGUUAGCUGGGCUGAUGUUUCCAUGAAAGAACAACAGCAUACAUUCAACAUUGGAUAUGAUCCAUUUAACCAUGAAGUUUUGAGAAAGAUGUUCACUGGCUCCCGCACUGGCCGUUUGAUAGCACCUAAAGCUGGCCCAGAUACUACCAAGAAUUCUCCUGGUGAUUGUGCCAGGGCAUGUGCUGACCUACCUCACACUAAAUGCAUGAGUUUUAAUUAUGACUUUGGCAAGGCUACAUGUGAACUGAUGGAAGCCAUAGAAGGCCAUGACUACAAACGUUCCAAGUCUGGACUAUUUGAACAUUAUGAGAGACUUGGUGUAGGAAAAACAAAACAGUUUGUUUAUGACCAACUAAUCUUACAGCAUAAUAAGAUACACUACUUUAACUUUAUGAUGGUGAAUGUUCUGUCUUACACAAAUAUCAUAUCAUCUAGAGGCGUAUUGUUAGACCUGACUACACCAUUAACAGGUCUAAUCAAGAAUGCCAGUGCUGACUACCUGGAAAUUGUUCCUUGUUUAAGUAUGAUUCCAGAACAAAACAGACCAGACUGGAAAAUAUGGUGCAAAGGAAUCAAUACUAAAGUCAAAAAUCACAGAUUAAUUAUUGAUGGGCAAGGAUCUCUGACUGUGUUUAAUGGACCAGACCCUAUGACUGACCUUAGAUACACACGUGCAAAUAGAUACAUUUCAGCUAACUGGGAUGGUUUUAAUGACAAGGAGAGUGGAUUGCUGGGAUACACUAUUACAGUGGGCAAACAACACUGUGAGGAUUUAAUCCACCCUCAUCAUGAUCCACAUAAACAUCUGUUUGACAAGUCACAGUGGACUAACUCAGCCAUGAUUAGUCCAAUACCGGCUCCAUAUACAAUACUACCAGAUGGAACAUACUUUAUCACAGUGAGGGCUUUGAAUGAAGUAAAGUAUGGAGGGCCAUUAUCAACAACUGUUUGUCAUACCACACCAUAUAUAGUGGACAAUUCUCCUCCAUUUGUGUGGGAAAUAUUUGAUAUCAACUAUGAUGAGGAUACAUUAGAACUGACAGCAAAACACAAUUCAAGUGAUCCAGAUUCUGGACUAGAGUCCAAUGAUUUAUGUUUUGGACACACCACACGUGAUUGUGAUGAGAUGGAAUGGACAAGACUAACCUUUAACCCAAACAUUUCAUACACAAAAAGGUUGUCAAAUGGGAUACCAAUCUGGAUUAAAAUCAAGGCAGUGAAUAGAGUUGAUUUAAGGACUAUAGGUGUAGCUGAUCAGGCCAUUAUUAUAGACAAGACCCCUCCAGAACCUGGUACAGUAAAUGAUGGACCACUGUAUGGUACAGACUUACUCUACACCAAAAACUGGGAUACUCUGUGUGCUAACUGGUUACACUUCUAUGACCCUGAGUCGGGUAUUGCCUUCUACAUGGUCAGUGCAGGCUCAUUACCAGACAUAAAUAUUACUGACAUUGCCAACCUGACUCAGUACAACAGGAAAACACAUGAAGCAUGUGUACCAUUGUCUACAGGUCAAUAUCUAGAACAUGGAAAGACUUAUUACACCACAGUGUGGGCUUACAAUGGAGCCAUUAGACAGAGGAACUGUGUGGGAAUAUCAAAUGGAGUGACAGUAGAUUUGUCAAAGCCAGUUCCAGGACAGGUUAUUGAUGGUAAUGUUACUGGCUUUAAAGAUAUUGAGUUUUCUCCAAGUCCGGCCAAGGUUGAGGUACAAUGGAGAAACUACUAUGAUCCAGAAUCUACCAUCAAACAGUAUGAAGUACAAGUCGAGAGAGCUCCGAAUCAGACCAAUGACUACAGUGUUAUCAGAGACUGGGUUCCAUAUUCCAAUACUACAAGAAGUGUCAAAUGGUUGAACUUUCACCUUCAACAUAAGGAUAAAGUCAAGGUCAACCUUAGGACAACAAAUGGAGCAUUGAAUACUAUUGUGAAUACUACAAAUGGGUUUGUGGUAGAUCUGACACCUCCAACCUUGAUAAGUCUGGGAGAUGGUCUGGAACCAGGAAAGGAUAUAGAAUUUCAGUCAGGGAAUACCACGUUGUCAACCAACUUCAAGUUUGUGGAUGAGGAGUCUGGACUAGACCAUUAUAAAUUCCAAAUAUAUGAGAGACAUCAGGGAAUCACCACACAGAUUGUACCUAACAAACAUGGAGCAUGGUUAGAAGUAAAAGAUGAUAUACACAGAGCUAAAUAUACACACACAGGCCUGUCGCUGCACCAGGGAGGAUUGUACAGUAUCAGGGUGGGGGCUGUUAACAAAGCAGGAUUUGUAGCAGCCUUUGAUACCAGUGGGGUGGUGAUAGACCAUGAACCCCCUAUAAUCCAUUGGUUGAAAGUUGGAACACUAUCUGAAGGACAUGAAGAAGACAUUGAUGGCUAUGUGUGGCAGGCGGACACCAGUGGCAUUAAAGCCGCUUGGGAUGCAGAUGAUCAUCAGUCUGGUGUGGUUGGCUACAAGGUGGCUGUGGGUACUACUAAAGGAGGAACUGACAUUUCCUCAUGGAAAGAUUAUGGAUCAGAUAGAGAUAUAUACAUCAAAGGUUUGACAUUGACUGUCAGUAAUGAGACAGCUCAUUAUCCAGUGUACUACGUCAGUCUGAAGGCUAUCAAUGGAGCUGGUCAAGAGAGUGAUCCCGUCAUAUCGUCACCUAUCAUGGUAGUGGAUGAAGAUGAACCAGGUCAAGAGAGUGAUCCCGUCAUAUCAUCACCUAUCAUGGUAGUGGAUGAAGAUGAACCAGCUGGUCAAGAGAGUGAUCCCGUCAUAUCUUCACCUAUCAUGGUAGUGGAUGAAGAUGAACCAGCUGGUCAAGAGAGUGAUCCCGUCAUAUCUUCACCUCUCAUGGUAGUGGAUGAAGAUGAACCAGGUCAAGAGAGUGAUCCCAUCAUAUCGUCACCUAUCAUGGUAGUGGAUGAAGAUGAACCAGUGUACUACGUCAGUCUGAAGGCUAUCAAUGGAGCUGGUCAAGAGAGUGAUCCCGUCAUAUCUUCACCGAUCAUGGUAGUGGAUGAAGAUGAACCAGGUCAAGAGAGUGAUCCCGUCAUAUCUUCACCUAUCAUGGUAGUGGAUGAAGAUGAACCAGCAGGUCAAGAGAGUGAUCCCGUCAUAUCUUCACCGAUCAUGGUAGUGGAUGAAGAUGAACCAGGUAUAGUUAUUGAUGGUGCAGACCGAACAGAGAUUCCAAUAAUGUCAGAUAUUGGUGACGACCUUGACUACCAGUCAGACAUGUCCACAGUCAGUGUACAGUAUACAGGGUUUGAGAGCCACCUCCAUGGUGUAAUGGCCUAUGAAUGGGCUGUUGGGACUACACAAGGAGGGGAGGAAGUACAACCAUUCAUGCCACAUGGAAUCAUCCAUAAUGAAGAGAAGGAUGUGAAAGGAGAUGGAGUAACAAGUUCAGGGUAUGCUCAGAUAACUCUCCCUCUAGAACCAGAGACAACAUACUACACAACAAUCAGGGGUAUUACUAAUGCAGGAAAUGUCAUUGAGGCUACAUCUGAUGGUUUUACUGUCGAUAUAACUCCUCCUAUAAUAGUAAUUGACAGACUGACAGGACUGACAUCAUCUGACAACAAUAUACAAUCUGGAGGAUCUGUUUACCAGAAAUCUGCUGAUUCCCUGUCUGCCAUGUGGCAUUACAACGACACAGAAAGUGGUAUUGAGAGGGCUUGGUACUCUGUAGGAACUUAUCCCUAUGCUGAAGAUGUUUCACAGAGGAAAGAGGUGGAUGUUUCAUCUGUACUCCUUAGUGAACUUCCCCUGGCCUUAGUCACUCCUGACUUAUCAGGAAAGCCCAAUAUUAUAAAUAUAUGGGCAGAAAACAAAGCUGGCUUGGUGAGCCAGAGUAUGUCUGGUGGAGUAAUCAUAGACACAACACCUCCAGGGCCUGGUGUGGUACAGUGUCCAGAAUAUGUUGGUCUGGAAAUGCCAAUUCAUUGUAAAUGGACAGGGUUCUUAGACAAUGAAAGUCCAAUAGAGAACUUCAACAUUUCUAUGGGGUCAUCACAAGGUUCAAAUGAUAUUUUAGCUGGUCAUACAGUGUCCGGGUAUACAAGUCUGUAUUCUAUACAAGGUGUAAAUAGCUUGUUGGAACAUGGAAAGUCUUACUAUGUGACAGUAACAGCUAUUAACACAGUCGGCAUGGAAACCUAUGCUUUCUCUGGUCCUGUUGCCAUAGAUACAACCCCACCAAAAUAUGGUAAGGUUGUUGACCUUCAUACAACCUACAGAAUAGAUGUGAGAGACAAUGAAGCUACUGUCAGAAUGAAUGCAAAGAUUUGUUCAAAUGAUGAAGAGUGUGAUGAUUUAGAUGCUACUUGUUCAGAAUCUCUCUCCUCAGUAACAGCAACAUGGCAGCCAUUUUAUGAUGAAGAAUCUGGUAUUGAGGGGUACCAGAUAGCCUUGGGAACUACUCCUGGUGGUGGACAGAUUAAACCAUUCUUUGACAUACCUCUUGAUGUCAAGUAUUUCACAAUUGGCGGACUCGACUUGAUGGGUCAGAGAAAGGUUUAUGUAUCCAUCAAAGGGACCAAUGGAGCUGGACUAUCUAGUGUAGCAACAUCAAAUGGUCUGUUUUUGUCUUAUAUCAGUCAAGGAUUACCUCCCCUUACACACAUAGGAGUGUAUGAUGUACUUAAAGGAUCACAUGGUGAUGUGAAUUUCCAGGAGAGCUUUGACACAUACAGGGCAUCAUGGGAUGUGUCAGGUGAUCCAUGUCCAGUUGUUAAAUAUGAAUGGCAGAUACAGAGACUGGAUGGGUUAGUUGUACAAGAAUGGCUAGAUGUUGGAGUGAAAACAGCAGGAAUGAAUGAUGGUCUACACAUGAAGAAUGGAGAGUUGUAUUACUCCUUACUGAGAGUAACUAAUGCCCUAAACUACACCUACAUCAUCAGAUCUGAUGGAGUGACUAUAGAACAAGAUCCAUUACUACCUGGCAAAGUGUUUGAUGGGGAUAUCACAGGGUAUGACUUAAACUUCCUACCAUCCAAAACAAUGGUCACAGCUAACUGGGAUGGAUUUGGACUCCCUGCUGGUGCCUCAUCUCAAGUGGAUGUAAUUUCAGGAAAUCCAGGAAUUCAUGUGGACCAAUCAAAAUUAGAAGAACAACCGGAUAACCAACAGGUGGCGUUCUAUGAGGUAGCUGUAGGAACAGAUCGAAGAUUCCCAAAGACCAGAGACAAUAUUGUGCCAUUUACAAAUGUGGGAAAGAAUACUACUGUGACCUUCUAUAAUCUUGAUCUGGUACCUGGAACGGGACUUUAUUAUUUCACUGUUAAAGCAUCCAGUGCAUCAUAUUCAGUUGCCACAGUAACAUCAAAUGGCUUCCAUGUUGGAUUUGAUGGAGGUGUUACUCCUGGCACUAUUAUAAUGAAUGACUACAUAAACACAGACAGGCAGGUGGAUGUUCAGUUUGAAGGUUUCACAUCCAAGUUAGACAUACUAAUGUAUUAUGUAGCUGUAUCUAAUGACACAGAUCUCAAUGGAACUGACUGUAAAUUAUAUGUAAGUUAUAAGUUAGACAUACUAAUGUAUUAUGUAGCUAUAUCUAAUGACACAGAUCUCAAUGGAACUGACUGUAAAUUAUAUGUAAGUAAUAAGUUAGACAUACUAAUGUAUUAUGUAGCUAUAUCUAAUGACACAGAUCUCAAUGGAACUGACUGUAAAUUAUAUAUUGAUGGAGGAUCAGCCACUGAAGAAGAGAAACAGCACCUGUUUAGUAUCUUCCCUGUCAGUAAUAUCAACAAGAACACAUUCUACACACUAACACCUCUACAACUGGACCAGGGACACACAUAUUAUGUAUAUGUUAUGGGCACUGACAAAUCUGGUGAAUGUGGAAUGACCUAUCACAAGUUUACAGUAGAUAUAACACCACCACAGUCUGGCCACAUCAAAGCAGGACCUUAUUAUGAUAUGCCUGUAACCUAUACCCCAGAUAACUCAACAAUAUCUGUGACCUGGAAGGACUUUAUUGACCUUGAAUCUUACAUAGAUACAUUUGAAGUAUCACUGUGGAGGAAUAUGUCAUGUGACAGUGAUAGUACAGAGGAGUUAGUAGUUGACUGGAUAGAGCUGACCAGUAAUUAUACACAGUAUGACUUUGUGGAACUGGAACUUAAGAAAAACAUUCCCUAUACAGUAAGAUUCAAGGUGACAAAUCAAGCAGGCCUUUUUAUACUACAAGAAACUUCACCAGUUCUAUUUGAUGUCUCACAACCAUCCAUUGGUAAAGUGGUGGAUGGAAAAGAUUUCUUGAAUGAUCAAGUCUGGUUUAGUUCAUCUACAACUGCUACAGGAUCCUUGCUGCAUUUGGCUAGUCCAUUUGGUCCAGCUUGUCCUUCAAGAAGUAUAUCUAUGGUCAAUGAUCCAAAGUGGACAGAACUCCAACAGAUUGGUUUGAGGGAUCCCAGUGGACAGAAAUGGUCACUUAUCCAUCGUACAGAGAAUGUUGACCGACUUGUCUAUGAUGAUACGGUGACCAUCAAGCUGGGCAGAGACAAUCAUAAAAAACAGAUGUUUACUGGGGCAUUAUACAGAUCAGCUGACUAUGAAAAUGGAGGCACUUACUCUAUAUCCGUAAAAGCUGCAGGAGGAGAAGGGAUAGGUGUUACUGGUAUAAUGUUAUGGGACGGACCAGAAGAUGGUAUAGCUACCUAUGACUAUAAGGAGGAGGCAGAUUGGAGCCAGUCUGUGGCCCAGUGCUGCUUGUUAGAUAUCAUACCUAAGGAAUGCUGGAAAGUUAUAAACUGUACUACAUACCUGGAUAGUAGAUACUUCAACUCAACAGUGCCCACAGCCUCUCCCACCACUACUACAAUAACCCCCCAGAACAUCACAGACACACCCUACCAUGUCGUAAAUAAACCUGAUGGAAGUGUAGUAGACACACCCAUGGACACAAGUGUACCAAUAGCACAGUCAUCUUGUGGAAUACAAAUAUUCUCUGGUACCUCUCCACACAUUGUAACAUGGUGCAGAACAUUCAACGACACUUUUAGGGUCAUGAAAACAUCUAUACCUGUCAACUUUGACCCUUCUGCUAGUUUCCAUAGAUACAGAAUCAAGAUUAGUGCUGAGAAGGAAGAAGCUGUUGAUCUGAACUGGUGCAUGACUGUACAUGUGGAUGAGGAUCAGUUGACAAGGAUUUGUGGAAUAGUGCCACUGAGUGAUUCCACUAAAUUAGUCCUGCACGUGUGGAACAGAGACAACUAUGUGCCAGAUAUAACAGACAUGUUUAAUGUAUUCUCUACCAAGGCAUACUUCAAAGAUCUAGUCAUGCCUCCUGCACCAGGAUCAUUGUGUCGCUAUGGUGAUCCCUUUAGAGGAGGAACCAAUCCAAUUCUCCGAUAUGAAGUGGGAAUCGGAAGUGACAAGUUGUUGACGGACAUUGCACCAUUUAGAGAAGUUAUAAAACCAUGCAUUCCCUGCUAUGGAGAAUGUUCUAAAUAUAACUGUGAUACAACCUGUAAUGCUAAUGAAUAUGUAGAUAUGACCUUCACCUUAAACAAUCUUGAUCUGAAAUCUGUUGCUGUGGUAACCAAUGACACAGGACAUCAAAUCAACAAAACAUUAAUAUAUUUCUUCACAGGUAAGUAA
Messenger RNA from Mytilus trossulus (common blue mussel), 9593 nucleotides. RefSeq lists its product as uncharacterized. The transcript has 54 exons. The annotation marks the transcript as partial. Lineage: Eukaryota; Metazoa; Mollusca; Bivalvia; Mytilida; Mytilidae. The record is from RefSeq and is a predicted model, not a curated record. Gene Ontology annotation, molecular function: protein binding.